AUGGCUGCACAGCUUCCGACUGAGACAGUGGCUGCGAGGGCGCGUGCUCCGAAUCCCAAAGCUUCAGGCACUACAGGCUCAAAUUCAAGUGUUCAUUCAACUGCUCAUGCUGAGAAGCUCUUUCCCAACAGCUUCAAAGUUUCUGGCAUCAAACAUAUUUGCGACAAUGCGCUGCAGUCUAUCCUCUCUUACCUUCCAUCGUGGUCCACUGUUUUGCCCAAGCUUCAGUCCCUGGACAUGUUGCUGGGGAACUAUGACUGGCGUGAACGAUUUGUGGCAGUGUGUUUGGGUGAUAGGUGUGAGGCAGAGCGGAACGCCGUCUUGAAAUGGAGCUGGAACACGAAUGCAUACUUGCGUGGUGUGGAGGGCCAGCACGGCCGACCAUUUCUCGUGGAGGACAAUUCCAAGCAGCACAUUUCACGAAUUUCAUCUCUGAUGAAGUCCGACUUCGACUGGUGUUACAUUGGGAUCAUUGCGUUGAUCUCUCGGGAGGCUGAACUCAUCGGCUGUUGGUGUGAGGGAUGCCCCUGCCACCGGAUGGAUACGCCAUCCCCUUCACUCUCCAAUCCAGCAGGGAUCAGUAGUGAUGCAGGGACUAUAGCUGUAGCGAAAGCCAUUGCUCCAGAAUCAGAGAUUGUCGCUGACGGUGUUGCCACAGUCUUGGUUGAGAAAUGUGGACCCAAAUCCAGGAGGAAACCUCGGACCCCUGAGCAAAUAGAAGCUUCUGCAUGUAACUUCAAGUGUUGUCGUGCGCCCGAACUGGCAGCGGGCGUUGCCACUGGUCUUCAAGAACGCUUUAUGGAGGCUCAAGCCCCUUUGUUCAACAAGCUUGUUUCAAGGGCAGCUGCUUCUGACCGCGCAGAACUCACAUCAGCUUGGACAACAGCACGAUCGAAAUUGUAUGGAUAUUUGGCUGCA
Durusdinium trenchii is the source of this 918-nucleotide messenger RNA. NCBI's taxonomy places the organism in Eukaryota, Dinophyceae, Suessiales, Symbiodiniaceae. The record is from the annotation of a GenBank genome assembly.